UUAGUAACAAUCUAGAAGACAAUUAAUCUAGGGCGGUUUAGUUAUAAGUUCACACUCUAUUUGUAGCUAUUUUCAGUCGGCCACUAGUCGGGUGGUCAGUUUCACGCGAAAACACUGUCAAAGAUAACAACAAAGUUAUUAAUCAAACUCUCUAUAAUUUGCACACCUCCAAAAUAUCUUCUUCUUUCUUUAAUUUCUUCCCAUUUUCUCUCUUCUCCAUUUUUUCUGUUAUUGUCUUAUUGUGAAUCGUUAGGAUUUAAACUUCGGGUUGAGUUCGGGUUGUUCGUUUUUUUCGACCCGUGUGUCGGGUUUUAGAUUUGAUUAGAAGAAAAGUUGUUGGUUUGUUUGUGUUGUUGUGAUCUGAAUUAUACAGAAUUGUCUUUUGAAAAGAAAAAAAGGGUGUUGUUUUUAGAGGUAGAAAACAACUUUUUUUUGUCCAAUUUUGGGUUACCUUUUUUGCCACUUCACAAUAGUUUUGAAGAUCUUUUUUGGGUUCUUUUUUAAAAAAAAGAGAUAAUUGACUCAGAUUUUUCCCAAAAUUAAUCAGACAUAUUUACAAAUGCAAGAUCCAUCAGUUGCAGCAGCAGCAGCAUUUCCACAGUUGAAAGCGCCACAAUUUCCUGAACAAGAGCAGCUCAAAUGCCCACGUUGCGACUCGAAUAACACCAAAUUCUGCUACUACAACAACUAUAAUUUAUCCCAACCUCGCCAUUUUUGUAAGAACUGUAAGAGGUACUGGACGAAGGGCGGCUCGUUGAGGAACAUACCUGUUGGGGGCGGAAGCCGUAAGAACACUAAACGCAUCUCAUCGAAGAGAUCCUCCUCUACAACUUCCGCCUCCUCGGCAGCUCAGACCCAUUCGACGUCAUCGGGUCUGAGGCCGGAGCCCAAACCCGUCUCGACGUUCACCCCGGAAGUCGAGACGGGUUUGCGCUUGCCAGCACCAGCAGGGAGUGCGGUAGGGAGCUUCACCUCCCUGCUGGGGCUGGCUUCAGAGGGUCAAUUCAGUAACCUCUUCCUAGAGGGUCUAGCCCCAAAAGGUCUGAAGUUGGGUCAAGGUGAUGGGUCAAGCCGAAACCCGGGUUCGGAAUUGUUUCAUGGAAAUGGAGGUUCUACAUCAGAAGGAUUAUUCAUGAGUGGACUUCAAACUGGGGGUGAUCAAUCUUGUAAUUGGAGCACAACUAAUGGUUGGCCUGAUCUUGCUAUUUACACUCCAGGUUCUAAAUUUCAGUAAAAUAAUUUUCUAUUUUGGGUGGUUUUUUUUUUUAAUUAAAUUAUAGAAAGAAGAUGAUUUUUCCUUUGUUUUUUUGGGUUUUGAUUAAUCAUCUAAAUUAGAGGGAGUUAAUCAAAAAUUCCUUAUUAAGAAUUGCUUUUAUGUAUGGUGAACUUAACUGCAAUUUUCUGAUAUAUAGUAGAAGGUGACAUCUUAUUUUUAAUUAUAUGAGACAAAACAUUGGAAUGAUACAUAUUUUAUUUAUGUAUUGGGUAAAUGUUCUCUUGAUUUC
Molecule: messenger RNA, 1505 nt
Organism: Chenopodium quinoa (quinoa)
Lineage: Eukaryota; Viridiplantae; Streptophyta; Magnoliopsida; Caryophyllales; Amaranthaceae
Product: dof zinc finger protein DOF3.1-like
Exons: 1
Coding region: 560-1234 (224 amino acids)
Biological process (GO): regulation of DNA-templated transcription
Molecular function (GO): DNA binding; DNA-binding transcription factor activity
Source: RefSeq, a predicted model, not a curated record